GUGCGAGCGAUAGACAAGUAAAGUAUUGCUACUUUAAAAACAGGAAGUAGUUACACUUGUAUUAUUACUAUUACUUGYUGUUUGAUCRCUUGUAUGCGAAGUGAAAUGGUCAUCAGAUCUAGUAGUGUAGAGGAGUUUCAGGUGGAAGGUAUUUUUAAUGCGGGCGAGAAUAAGGAAAUAUAUUGGGUCCAAUGCCACUGCGGAACAGUCCGAGGAAAAUUCAGAGCAAGCAAGGACCAUGUUGUCGCUUGGGAUUGCAAUUGUUCGGAUUGCUCCAUGAGGGGAAACGUUCACGUUAUCAUUCCGGAAGACGACUUUUUGUUAGAUAUGCCAGGAAAUAAAUCGCUCCAAUCCGCGACGAUAGAGUAUUUGUGGGGAACCAAAAYAGCGAAGAGACGUUUUUGUAGAACGUGUGGAAUUUUGCCGUGGUACAGACCUCGAUCAAAUCCGGAUGGAUAUGCGAUCACCCUGAAGUGUAUCGACUGGGGCGAUGACGACGACAAGAAGCCGGAGAUCGAAAUAAAAAGUUUUGAUGGUCAAAAUUGGGAAGAGCAGUUUGCAAAGUCGGAUAUUUCUAAGCACUCAAAAUGUGCAAGCACUCAGUAAAGGCGAGUUUUGGGGAAUCAAAUUUUCGGUGGAAAUUCUGGUCUUCUUAGCUAUUGUUGGGGAUGGAUCGUGUAUUCUUUGUUCCAAUAGUAGCACAAAUAGCAAGCAAAGAAACAAUGAAGAAAAACUUUGUCAUCCGCCUACAAAUGAUAAAAGACUGUGCGUCCGGAAAUKAUUUUUUUAAUAUCAUGAUGUUACUGUGUUCAGCUGCCACUAUAGAUUAUUCUGGCCUUCAWCAUGCUGUUGUUCUUCAAAAUUAAAAUAAUUCGAAGAAGAGGCGACAAAAUGGCAUUCCAAAAUAUGAUUCUCCAGCUCUAGAAUUUGUCCUAAAUAGUUAAGAAACUUCUAGCCGAUACGCGGAAGGCGGUCAACUUCUGCGUAAAUCUGUCUCUGUUGGCGCUGUCCAAACUUCGAUUGACAUCAGCAAGUAGCUUGUUCAAUAUUUCGGUCAACUUGGAUUGGUUUUCGGCUGAUUGUGUGCUCAACAAGUGAUUCUUGUACUCCUGGAAACUUGAUUCGCUAGCUAACAUGAGACUUAGCAUCGGACGCAUGACAGCCCAGUGAUUCGAAGGAGGACCGAACAAAAGAAGAUUGAAUAACGUCAUCGUAAAGCCAGAGAGAAGGUUGGGCUGAGCCGCAAAGUGCUAAAUGGGGGGAAUGGAAACAAUAUUUGAGUAACAUAAAUGAACCGUUUCGCAAAGAAACUUCCACUUUUCGUGGUUGACCAUCUGAUUCACGUACCUUGUUUAAGUUGUGCAUUUCCACCUUAUCCUUGCCUUGAUUAUUAAAGUAGUAUGUUGUCAAAUGAUCAAUUGUGUUCGCACAAAAUGAAGCAAUGGUUUGGUCACUGGACUGGAGACCUUCGUGAACAGUAGUCAUAAUUUGCAAGAAUAUAUUUGAGUCCAAUGCAAACACCCUYUUUUUGUGGCUGCGGAAGAGAAUUUCGAUAAAGCUGUAGUAUGCUUUGCUCAGCUUUGGAUAAGCAUUAAUGUCAUCCAACGGAACUGAUAGCGCCAUGUUGAGGGCAACAUCAAGAGCAUUUUGUAGGGCCAUAUCAUUGUAGAGUUCGAAGACGCCAAAACAAACGUAAUUUCCUCCCAAUGCUGAAUUAAGAACAUGGAGAGACAAGGCAAGUCCCUUGUAGCGUUUCUUGUAAAUUUCGGGGUCACCCUUCGAUGGUGGUGGAGUGGCCAUGAGCCGGCGUCCAUAGGCACACACAACAUCACUGGUGUACCGGAACAAGAGGAUGCCAUUUGGGCUACUCUGGUCGAAAUUCACUCGAUUCGCUUUGUUGUGACAGAAUUCGUGCAAGAAGCGGAGUAAACUGAUCAUGACAUCAGUUUGAUCGAACCAUACGUCCGCAACCUUGGAGCAAAGGGGAAGGUGCUGGGGAUGCAAGAUCUCAAAGAGAGCACUGUAAGUUUUGCGGUUGUGCAAGCUGGCAGCGAUUCCGCGCAAAUCCCGGAAGACUCCAAUCAAAGGUGCUCUGCAGUUUUCGUUUCUCAAAUCAGCGGGUGCGAGGGUUCCCAACCUGCCCAGAACGUUUAUGAUAGGUUCCAAGAAUUGAUCAAAUGUGAGCCCGAGUUUCUCUUCUCCAUUCGGCGACAACAACAGGCGAGUCAGUGUAGCAUGAAAYGUAGUUCGCUGCCUAACAUUUCCUGGUUGGGACAAAAAUGGGAAGUGAUCGCUGGUGUGGUUCUUCGCUAAAAAUCGAACCGUUUCGAGGGUCAACAGCAGUUUUGAACUACUGUAACCUCCGGCCAUAUCGUGAAAGAGAUCCAGCGUUUUGCUCACAAUUUCUUGAUCCUCUGGCCAGUAUUUGAGAUUGUUUCCCAUUUUCGUCACGAUGAUGUUUGCUACAACCGUGUGGUCACCCAUGGCCAAUUGCUCAAACAUUCGUAGGUAGACUUUCUGCUUUGUGGAGGGCGCUGAAUCGAGCUUCGCAACAAUCAUACCAACCGACAAUGAAUCCCCGCCUAGAGUAUUAACGGAAGAAUUGUUGUUUCCGGACAUUUGGUCCCACAUGAACAUGUAAACUCGUCGGAAGUUUCCAAAGUAAAACAAAAGGGCUUGUUCCAACUUCGGUUCUGCCCUGCCUGCACCGUUCGAUGUGGUUAGACGGUAGUCCAUGCCCUGAGCCAACUGCAAUGUGCGUCGGCUUAAGCUGGCAUCGAUUGCCUCUUCGCCCUCGCCCAUGUGCGCAGACGACCAAGAAUGACCACCAAUGAUGGCUCCGACUAUAUAAGUUAGCCAUGUAAGUUGCCCCUCGAUAACCGCCAUGGAUUGCUGUACGUCAUUAGGAGCCGACGAUGUAGRAUUGUUUCCCAUACGACCUGUUAUGUCACGGUAUUGUGCAAGAAGGGGAUCAAACUUGGCCAGGAGGAUUUGUGCAACAGGACCAUAUUGGAAGCGGCAAAUUACAGGAAGUCGAUCCAUUUGCUCCCGAAGUGAACCAUAGUCAUCCAGCGGAUUCUCCAGCGCUCCGUCGCUUCUCAGAACAGUUUCGACCGAUCCAAGCAUACUUUCGAUGUAGGUUUCGACCACAAGCAUAACCUGCUUUUCUAAGUGUUGGACAUGCCCCUGUGCUCCCGUCUCAGGUCGGACAUAAGGCACGGCAGCUACCAGCCUACCCCAAAGUGAGAGAAGGUAGUGUAUCGAGUUUGUGGAGUAUUGCCAAUUUCGGAUGGACUGCACGGUGAAUGAUGCAGCAAGUUCUAGCCAUUCCAUGUAUCCAUCGGUCUUCACCAGUUCUGAUAGCUGAUAGUUUGCCUUCAACCGGCCGAGGAGACGGCAAAAUUGAUGGUAAUUAUCCUGGUGCUGCAAUCCAGUUUUGUUUGAUAACAUUCCCCGUAUCCCUGUAAUAAGACGGCCUAAGAAAGCUGCCCUGUCUUUGUCGGUUGGGAAGAGGGAGCGCCGCACCGAUGCCAGCAAUAUGAUGGCCUCCAUUGCCUUGCUAGAUCGUGGCGGAGUCGUGUUGGCAUAAAAAUCGAAAAAUAAA
Messenger RNA from Pseudo-nitzschia multistriata, 3604 nucleotides. Lineage: Eukaryota; Bacillariophyta; Bacillariophyceae; Bacillariales; Bacillariaceae. The record is from the annotation of a GenBank genome assembly.